UUCGAGGAAUACUACCGCCGACAGGCCAUCCUCCCGGACGAGGAGUGGGGCUCGUUCCUGUCGCACCUCCGCAAGCCCCUGCCGGUGACGUUCAGGAUGAGCAACAUGGCGAGCCACGCGAACGGCGUGGCGGAGGCGCUCGCCGAGGGCAAGCACCUGUUACGGCCCAGGCAACAGCUGUACAACGAAGUCACCGGCAGGCCCAUACCGCCGCCCAAGGAGCUCAGGUGGUGCAACGGAUGGCAGCUCGGGUGCGACAAGAUGGCGCUGAAGUACUCGCGAACCCCCGAGCUUCGCGAGUUUCAGCGGUGGCUGGUCAAGUACAACAGCACCGGAGUGCUGACGAGGCAGGCGGUGGACUCGAUGGUCCCCGCGGCGAUAUUAGGCGUCGAGCCCCACCACUUCGUCCUCGACAUGUGCGCGUCACCCGGGAGCAAGACGACGCAGUGCAUAGAGCAGCUGAACGCGAACAACACGGCCGCGGGUUCGAUUCCGACCGGGUGCGUCGUCGCGAACGACAUCAACCCCCGACGGGCGUACUUCCUCGUCAGGCGAUGCGCCGCGUUGGGCGCGGCGACGGGGUCGCUGAUGGUCACGAACCAUCACGCGCAGUGGUUCCCGAAUCCGGGCGACUCCGGCCGGUACCCCGAGGGCGUGUACGAUCGCAUAAUCUGCGACGUCCCGUGCUCGGGCGACGGCACGCUUCGAAAGAACCCUCAGAUUUGGUCCGAGUGGCGACCGGAGUUUGCGAUGGGCCUGCACCAGCUGCAGCUGCGGAUCGCGCAGAGGGGCGCCGCGCUGCUCAAGGUGGGAGGGUACAUGGUGUACAGCACGUGUUCGUUCAAUCCGGUGGAGAACGAGGCGGUGGUGGCGGAGCUGGUGCGAAGGUGCGGCGGGGCGCUGGAGAUUGUGGACGCUUCGGACAGGGUAGCGGACUUGAAGCGCCGGCCAGGGAUGAAACACUGGCGCGUGGUGACGAUGGUGGACGACGAAACCGUGGAGUACCCGACGUACGAGGACUCGCAAAAGGAAUCCGUGUCCGUCGGCCUCCGGCGCAAGUUCGAGAGGUCGAUGUGGCCUCCCAAGAGCGGCGUGACGAAACUGGGGAAACGGAUCAAGGGACCGCCGCUGGAGCGGUGCAUGCGCCUGAUGCCGCACCUGCAGGAUAUGGGAGGUUUCUUCGCCACGCUCCUGA
This is a messenger RNA of Micromonas commoda, 1195 nucleotides long. RefSeq lists its product with no specific name. The record is from RefSeq and is a predicted model, not a curated record. The transcript has 2 exons. Gene Ontology annotation, biological process: RNA methylation. Lineage: Eukaryota; Viridiplantae; Chlorophyta; Mamiellophyceae; Mamiellales; Mamiellaceae. Gene Ontology annotation, molecular function: methyltransferase activity. The annotation marks the transcript as partial.